Molecule: messenger RNA, 387 nt
Organism: Ostreobium quekettii
Lineage: Eukaryota; Viridiplantae; Chlorophyta; Ulvophyceae; Bryopsidales; Ostreobiaceae
Source: the annotation of a GenBank genome assembly
AUGUCACGCACUAUCAUGCUUGCACACACUCGCCAUUCAAGUAGGGGACGGAUUAACCGCAUACGGACAGCGGGCACAUUAUCCAACAGACGAGGUCUGCGUGUUCUUUUUGCCAAGAUUUCCAUUGUGGAAAGAAUCGCUGGGACUACCUCUAUAAGCCCACUGCACAUGAAGCCCAGCAUCCCCAAACAACAAAGAAGUUUAACGAAUCUGGCUGCGCACGCAGGAAGGGCACACCAAUGCAAGGUCCUGCAAGCACUGAGCAUUGGCAAGCAUGCACAAAACCCGCUGUGUGCAGCCAUGGCUCCGCGCCAUUGGCCAAGUGCACUGGCGAUGUCGCUCAGGUGCAUCACGCACCUUUUCCAAACCACACGCAACGGCGACUAG